Molecule: messenger RNA, 1176 nt
Organism: Papaver somniferum (opium poppy)
Lineage: Eukaryota; Viridiplantae; Streptophyta; Magnoliopsida; Ranunculales; Papaveraceae
Product: heat shock 70 kDa protein-like
Exons: 2
Coding region: 1-1176 (391 amino acids)
Biological process (GO): protein refolding; cellular response to unfolded protein
Cellular component (GO): cytoplasm
Molecular function (GO): ATP binding; heat shock protein binding; ATP-dependent protein folding chaperone
Source: RefSeq, a predicted model, not a curated record
AUGGAGGAAAUUGGAAGUAGUUCAUCAAUGGAGUCCAAGAACGUGAGGGUAAUUGGCAUCGACUUAGGUACAACAUACAGUAGAGUAGGAUUUUGGAUCCGAAAUCAAUUACUAACCCAAAAAAUUCCAUCUUGCAUUGCAAUCACUGAUAACACAGAACAACACAUAGUUGGUGAUGAAGCAUUUGAUGGAGUUGACAAGAAUCCAUCAAACACGGUUCUUGAUGUUAAGCGUCUAACUGGGGCAAAAAUUUCAGAUAAUGAUACUCAACUUGACAUUCUUCGUAGCUCAGUUGAAGUAAUUGAAGAUCCAAUAAGCAAGAAUGAUGAAAUUAGUGUCGUUGUUCGAUCUUUUAAUCAACUAAAGAGAUUCUCUGCUGAAGAGCUUUUGUGUAUGAUUUUAAAGAAAUUGAAACAAAUUGCAGAAAAAGGUUUAGGUCUUGAUAAUGGAGAUGUAAUUGUUAAAGCUGUGAUUAGUGUUCCGUCUUGUUAUAAUAAUGCUCAGAGAUUAGCAACUAAACGAGCAGCAACAAUGGAUGGCUUUGAGGAUUCACGUCUUAUUAAUGAAACUACAGCAACUGCACUUGCUUAUGGAUGGCUUAAGAAGAAGAAGAAAUCUGUAGCAGGUGAUACUCAUCUUGGUGUCGAAUUCCAAAACAAAAAAGCAAUCCCAUUGAGGGUUUCUGUAACACCAAAUGCAUUUUCUAAGGAAUGCAAGGAAUUGUUUGAUAGAUGUGAGGAAGUAGUUGACCAGUGUGUUCAAAAUUCUAAGAUUUAUCAGUUUCAUGAAGUUAUUCUUGUUGGUGGAAGUACUAGAAUAUGGAGAAUUCAAGAAAUGCUGAGAGAAUUUUGCAGUGAUGAAAAGGGGUUUUGUGAGAUUAAGAAUCCAGAUAUAGCAGUUGUUCAAGGAGCGUCAAUUCAAGCAGCAAUUUGGAGUGGGGAAGCAUUGACUAAUCCGCUGCUGAAAGUGUGGCUAUUUGUUAAUGAACAUAUGUCACAACAAGUACUGCUGGUUCUCAGUCCUAGUCAGGCGGAAAUAGUAAAGGAGGCAAUAGCAGAUGCACGGGCAUGGUUGAAGAAUAAUGAACUGCCAGAAGUAAGAGCUUCUGAGCUUAAAUUGGUUGAACUGCAGGCGACAUGUUAUCUGAUUUUACGUGAGAGAAGAGGCCCCAACUGA